Messenger RNA from Parathielavia appendiculata, 1798 nucleotides. Its product is annotated as malate synthase. The record is from RefSeq and is a predicted model, not a curated record. Lineage: Eukaryota; Fungi; Ascomycota; Sordariomycetes; Sordariales; Chaetomiaceae. Gene Ontology annotation, molecular function: malate synthase activity. Gene Ontology annotation, biological process: glyoxylate cycle. Gene Ontology annotation, cellular component: cytoplasm; peroxisomal matrix. The coding region runs from base 120 to 1748 and encodes 542 amino acids. The transcript is spliced from 6 exons.
AAUCCAUUGAAUUGUAUUCGAGAGUUGUACAUUACACACCCAAGAGCACGCCAGACGGCAUUGACUGUCGUAUCCAUUCAGCCAUAAGUACCACGAUCAGCGAAACCACUAUAGAAAUCAUGGCCAGCCUCGAGUCCGUUCUGCAGGGCGUCCAGGUCCUCGGCCCGGUUCAGGAGUCCCAACGCAAGAUCCUUACGCCCCAGGCCCUUGCGUUCCUUGCGCUGCUGCAGCGCUCCUUUAACCCGACCCGCAAGGCCCUCCUCGAGCGCCGCAAGAUCCGCCAGGCUGAGCUCGACAAGGGCGCCCUUCCCGACUUCCUGCCAGAGACCAAGCACAUCCGCGACGACCCAACAUGGACGGGCGCCCCCCCUGCCCCUGGUCUCGUCGACCGCCGCGUCGAGAUUACGGGGCCGACGGACCGCAAGAUGGUCAUCAAUGCCUUGAAUGCCAAUGUGUGGACGUAUAUGGCGGAUUUCGAGGAUUCGAGUGCCCCGACAUGGGACAACAUGGUCAAUGGCCAGGUAAACUUGUACGAUGCCGUCCGGCGUCAGGUCGACUUCAAACAAGGGGGAAAGGACUACAAGCUCCGGACAGACAGGAAACUGCCCACUCUGAUCGUGCGGCCGCGAGGCUGGCACCUCGAGGAGAAGCACGUCACGGUCGACGGCGAGCCCAUGAGCGGCUCGCUCUUCGACUUUGGCCUGUACUUCUACCACAACGCCUUUGAGACGGUGAAGCGCGGCUUUGGCCCCUACUUCUACUUGCCCAAGAUGGAGUCACAUCUUGAGGCUCGCCUCUGGAAUGACGUCUUCAAUGUUGCUCAGGACUACAUUGGCAUGCCCCGGGGAACCAUCCGUGGUACCGUGCUGAUUGAGACGAUUCUGGCGGCAUUCGAGAUGGACGAGAUCAUUUACGAGCUGCGGGACCACAGCUCCGGGCUCAACUGCGGCCGCUGGGAUUACAUCUUCAGCGUCAUCAAGAAGUUCCGCCAGAACUCCAACUUUGUGCUUCCUGAUCGCAGCUGCGUCACCAUGACGGUGCCAUUCAUGGAUGCCUAUGUCAAACUCCUCAUUCAGACCUGCCACAAACGUGGCGUCCAUGCCAUGGGUGGCAUGGCAGCCCAGAUCCCGAUCAAGGACGACCCGGCGGCCAACGAGAAGGCCAUGGAAGGAGUCCGCGCCGACAAGCUGCGCGAAGUGCGCGCCGGCCACGACGGCACCUGGGUCGCCCACCCUGCCCUGGCCGCCAUCGCCUCAGAGAUCUUCAACAAGCACAUGCCCACGCCCAACCAGAUCUUCGUGCGCCGCGAGGACGUGACGAUUGGCGCCAACGACCUCCUCAACAUGAAUGUGCCCGGCAAGAUCACCGAGGAGGGCAUCCGCAAGAACCUGAACAUCGGCCUCGGGUACAUGGAGGCCUGGAUCCGCGGCGUCGGCUGCGUGCCCAUCAACUACCUCAUGGAGGACGCCGCCACGGCCGAGGUGUCGCGCAGCCAGCUGUGGCAGUGGGUACGCCACGGCGUGACUACGGCCGAGGGCAAGCGCGUCGACAAGGGCUAUGCCCUCAAGCUGCUCAAGGAGCAGGCCCAGGAACUGGCGGCCAAGGCGCCCAAGGGCAACAAGUAUCACCUGGCCGCGCAGUACUUCUCGGGCCAGGUCACGGGAGAGGACUAUGCCGAUUUCUUGACUUCGUUGCUGUACAAUGAGAUUACGUCAGCCGGGACACCCAAGCCGGCUUCGAAGCUUUGAGACGGCCGUAGUCGGAGUGCGUCGGCAAUGAGGGAUUGUACGGGUGAUAC